Arabidopsis lyrata subsp. lyrata is the source of this 994-nucleotide messenger RNA. RefSeq names its product probable thiol methyltransferase 2. Gene Ontology annotation, molecular function: S-adenosylmethionine-dependent methyltransferase activity. The record is from RefSeq and is a predicted model, not a curated record. NCBI's taxonomy places the organism in Eukaryota, Viridiplantae, Streptophyta, Magnoliopsida, Brassicales, Brassicaceae. The transcript has 8 exons. Bases 92 to 775 code for a protein of 227 amino acids.
AUAUAAUAAAGCACAAAACUUGAUUAGCUUCUACGCAGAAACAUUUAUUCUCUCUUUAGUCGUCGCCGAUUGGUUUGCGUUCGCUGAUCAGAUGGAAAACGCCGGUAAAGCUACGUCACUCCAAUCUUCCCGUGAUUUAUUCCACCGGCUGAUGAGCGAGAAUUCUUCUGGUGGUGGUUGGGAGAAGAGUUGGGAAGCAGGAGCAACUCCAUGGGACUUGGGAAAACCAACUCCGGUUAUUGUGCGUCUCGUCGAGACUGGUUCUUUGCCUAAUGGCAGAGCUCUAGUUCCUGGCUGUGGAACUGGUUAUGAUGUGGUGGCAAUGGCCUCCCCUGAUCGUCAUGUCGUUGGACUAGAUAUAUCUAAAACUGCGGUUGAGCGAUCAACAAAGAAGUUUUCUUCAUUGCCCAAUUCAAAAUACUUCUCCUUCUUGAGUGAAGACUUCUUCACUUGGGAGCCAGCUGAAAAAUUCGAUCUCAUUUUCGAUUAUACCUUCUUCUGUGCCUUUGAACCUGGCGUGAGACCUCUAUGGGCACAGCAAAUGGAGAAACUUCUGAAACCCGAUGGAGAGCUUAUAACAUUGAUGUUUCCUAUCGAUGAACGUUCUGGAGGUCCUCCUUACAAAGUAUCUGUGUCUGAGUAUGAAAAAGUUCUGAUUCCACUGGGUUUUGAGGCAAUCUCCAUUGUGGAUAAUGAACUUGCUGUAGGACCACGCAAGGGUAUGGAGAAGCUUGGAAGAUGGAAGAAAUCUUCCACAUUUCACUCCACCUUGUGAUUUGCGAUGAAUGCUCAUAUGCUUCAAUGUGGAUGUUUUGUGAAUUUGUCACUGAUAAACUAAACUUGUAGGGCCAUUGAAAGGGAAGAGAUGGGAACCUCCGAACCUGAAUAAGUAUUUGUAAACACAUGUUGAUAAAUUUUCAUUUCUCAUUCGACCCUAAUCUUUUCCAUAACUUUUUUAAUAUCUCCACUUUGGUUAUAAAAUGUUAUGUAGCUA